CGCACGGUAAACACCCCUCGUGACGGAGCCUCGAAAACACGAACAGACUGGGCGCGAAGGAGAGAUGAGGGGAAUGGGAGAUUCUGGAAGCAGUACAGACUUGCGACGACGUGACGCUUAAAACGAUAGGCUAUUGUGUGCAAGACUGGAAUGCUUUAGCAAAAAGCCCCUCUUGCCUCUCGGUUCCGUGGAGGAAGUGUCAGAGAUGCCAGCGGAAGAUGCUGAGCUUCUGGCAAAAGAGAGUGGGAAAUAAUGAGUGCAGGGAUGAUGAGGCUGACAAUACAAAUAUAUGGCUGCACGUAAAGAACUAGCUUUCCCUGAGAGUGCAUGAACAACAUUCAAUCUGAUGUUGUUCAUGCAACAUCAGAUAUCAACCGGAGAACCGACGCUGCUAUGGUGAUCGAGAUAUGACAGAGGGAACAGCGGCGAGAUGAAGGCGGCGGUGAGACCCAAGCGCAUGCGGCUUUUCUGGCGGCUCUGUGUCUGUGGUGUCGGGAUCAUCACUGCCACCUGGCUCGUGCACCUCCUAGACGUAACAGGCGCUUUUCCCCCAGGGUUUAUUCAUACCAAUGGGAGUCCCGUUAUUCAUUUAAUUCAUACAUAAAAUACUAGUGGUUUAGUCAAUCAUCACACCUGUUUAAUUAUUAAAUGACCUUGCAAUAAUAUUAUGAAAACAAUGUGAUUUCUUGUUGUAAGCUGAUAAUAUUUAAUAAUUUUUCCUUUUAGGAAAUAAUUUAUGCUGCUCUAUGCUGACAGACUCCCAUCCCCAGGGAUGUUGUUGGUGACUUCCCCUGGUCUAAGAGAGAACUAAUGCAGGAGAGAGAAGAGGAGAACCGCACUUUCUACACUUCUACAAUGCCCAGAGCUGCAAUCCACAAGUUUCCAGCAGAUGUCUUCUCUCCAGAGCAGAGGGGAAAAGGAGCAGUUCUUCUCCAUGUAGUCUGUGCAGUCUACAUGUUCUAUGCCCUGGCUAUAGUCUGUGAUGUCUAUUUCGUUCCAUCACUGGAGAAGAUAUCAGAGAAUCUUCAACUUAGUGAGUAUGUUGCCGGGGCAACGUUCAUGGCAGCUGGAAGCUCCGCUCCUGAGCUCUUCACCUCCUUAAUUGGUGUCUUCAUCACUUUCUUCCUUUGGACGCCUCUC
Salvelinus sp. IW2-2015 is the source of this 1140-nucleotide messenger RNA. Lineage: Eukaryota; Metazoa; Chordata; Actinopteri; Salmoniformes; Salmonidae. The record is from RefSeq and is a predicted model, not a curated record.